This is a messenger RNA of Trichomonas vaginalis G3, 168 nucleotides long. RefSeq lists its product as uncharacterized. The record is from RefSeq and is a predicted model, not a curated record. The coding region runs from base 1 to 168 and encodes 55 amino acids. NCBI's taxonomy places the organism in Eukaryota, Parabasalia, Trichomonadida, Trichomonadidae. The transcript has a single exon.
AUGGGUGAGGCUGAGGCUGAGUAUUGGCAGAGAGCUGUUGCUGUGGGGGAGUGUUGGCAGAGAGUUGUUGCUGUGCCGAGGUGUUGGCAGAGAGCUGGCGUUGAAGAGGAGUAUUGGCAGAGAGUUGGCGUUGAAGAGGAGUGUUGGCAGAGAGUUGUUGCUGUGUAA